Molecule: messenger RNA, 1595 nt
Organism: Laccaria bicolor S238N-H82
Lineage: Eukaryota; Fungi; Basidiomycota; Agaricomycetes; Agaricales; Hydnangiaceae
Product: cell division control/GTP binding protein
Exons: 8
Coding region: 2-1330 (442 amino acids)
Biological process (GO): cytoskeleton-dependent cytokinesis
Cellular component (GO): cytosol; septin ring; septin complex
Molecular function (GO): GTP binding; GTPase activity; molecular adaptor activity
Source: RefSeq, a predicted model, not a curated record
GAUGACCGACUCAUACGCUUCGUCUCGCAAUGGCGAUGCCUCUAGUCAUGGCAUUGCCAAUGGUUCGAGCCCGUCGCUCGUCCCAACUGGCCACACCACUGCCAUUUCCAACGUCAUUCGCAAGAAGCUCAUGGGCUACGUCGGUUUUGCCAAUCUUCCCAACCAGGUCCACAGGAAGAGCGUGAGGAAAGGGUUUCAAUUCACCGCUAUGGUUGUUGGAGAGUCAGGUCUUGGAAAAUCAACAUUGAUUAACACCCUUUUCAACACCACCCUCUACCCGCCCAAGGAGCCCCUACCACCCGCGGCAGAGAGGCCCAAAACCGUUGCCAUUGAGAGCAUUGGCGCAGAUAUCGAGGAGAACGGUGUUCGACUUCAUUUAACCGUCGUUGAUACUCCUGGAUUUGGUGACUUUGUCAACAACGAUGACAGCUGGAAGCCCAUUGUGGAGAACAUCGAGUCUCGUUUCGACUCGUACUUAGAACAAGAAAAUCGUGUCAACCGCAUCAAAAUUGUUGAUAACCGUGUGCAUGCCUGCCUUUAUUUCAUCCAGCCUACCGGGCACGCUUUGAAGCAACUUGAUAUUGAGUUUAUGCGCAGACUUCACACCAAGGUCAAUCUGAUUCCUGUCAUCGCCAAGGCAGAUACUAUGACGGAUGAAGAGAUUGCCGAGUUCAAGGAGCGAAUUUUGUCGGAUAUCGCCCACCACAACAUUCAUAUCUUCCAAGCCCCCACUUAUGAUAAUGAGGAUGAGGAGACCAUUGCAGAGGCCGAGGAGAUUGCCAGCAAGAUCCCCUUUGCUGUCGUCGGCUCAGAUAAGAUUGUGACCACUCCUGAUGGACGCCAAGUCCGCGGCCGCGCAUACCCUUGGGGUGUGGUUGAAGUCGAUAACGAAGAACAUUGUGAUUUCGUCAAGCUCCGACAAAUGCUUGUUCGUACGUACAUGGAGGAACUUAGGGAGUACACCAACGAUGUUCUCUACGAGAACUGGCGGACGGAGAAGCUGCUCAGCAUGGGAGUUGCUCAAGAUUCGACCGUCUUCAAGGAGAUCAACCCCGCGGCAAGGUUGCAGGAAGAGCGUGUCCUGCAUGAAGCCAAACUUGCUAAGAUGGAGGCCGAGAUGAAGAUGGUGUUCCAGCAAAAAGUGCAGGAAAAAGAAGCCAAGCUCAAGCAGUCUGAAGAAGAGUUGUAUGCUCGUCACAAGGAGAUGAAGGACGCCCUUGAGAAACAACGUGCGGACCUUGAUGAUAAGAAGAGGAAGAUUGAGAGCGGCCGACCUUUGACGCCGGAGAAAGCCUCUACUGGUAGGAAGAAGGGGUUCCUUCGCACGUAAGAUACUCUCCGUACGUGAAAAUCUGAAGACUUCAGGCUCGCCACCCUCUCUCUUUGGAUGUUUCAUAUUGACGAUUGCCCCCCCUCCGACCUCUUCUCUCUUCUCUGUAUCAUGUCCGUUGAUUAAAUUAGGUUGUUUUUACUCACUCUUUAUCUUCUUGGCUCUCACGAAUAUUCCCCACACUCUUUCGAUGGAUAACCCCUACUGCCUAGCACUUUAAGUACUUGAUGUUCUGCGCUACAUUUAUACCACGAUUUUGGCACUU